Molecule: messenger RNA, 582 nt
Organism: Liolophura sinensis
Lineage: Eukaryota; Metazoa; Mollusca; Polyplacophora; Chitonida; Chitonidae
Product: neurotensin receptor type 1-like
Exons: 2
Coding region: 1-582 (193 amino acids)
Biological process (GO): neuropeptide signaling pathway
Cellular component (GO): plasma membrane
Molecular function (GO): G protein-coupled peptide receptor activity
Source: RefSeq, a predicted model, not a curated record
AUGGUGGCUGUUUUAGGGAACGGAACUGUGAUUAUCACCAUGAGAAAAAUGAAAACAUUUACAUCUCUGGUUUUGUUUGUGACAUAUCUGGGCGUCACAGACACCUUAUGCAUAAUAUUCAAUUUUCUCUACACUCAGCUGACCCGCUAUAAAGUUCCUCUCGGUAACGGUGGAUGUAAAGCCCUACACUUUCUCAUGAACUUUACGACACCUGUGGCAAACUGGACGGUUGUUCUCAUGACCUUGGAACGUUUCAUGGCCGUCUUCUUUCCUUUCAAAAUAUCCCGAAUUUUCAGCCUGAAGAAAUCUGUCCUAACCCUUUUAAUAACGGCUGUUGUUUUACUGAUUCACGCCUCGUUCGCUCUGUGGCUCUACAUCGAGGUUAUAGACGACAGUUAUAUCUACUGUGGAGAAGAACCUGCCCUUCAGGAUGUCUCCAGGAUAAUAACUUGGCAUCACAAACAGCACACUAAUUUGUCUGUUAUGCUGGUAACUGUAUCUGUAGCCUUUGUCAUUCUUGAUCUGCCUGUUAUCAUCUUCUACUUUGUGGACCGACACCAACCUUUACCAAACAUAUGCUAA